GCCCCGCGCGCCCCCACCGGCCUCCGGUUCGGGGCGCCCCGCCCUCCGCCUCCGUGUCCGCCCCCAGGACCAGCGGCAGCCAGCUCCCGAGCGCUGCUUCCCGGGCCAGCAGCGCGAUGGGCUGCGGGAACUCCACCGCCACCAGUGCGGGCGCCGGCCGAGGCCCUUCAGGAGCAGCUAAAGAUGUAACAGAAGAAUCGAUAACGGAAGACGACAAGAGGAGAAACUACGGAGGGGUGUAUGUAGGGCUGCCAUCUGAAGCUGUCGACAUGGUAUCCAACCAAACAAAGACUGUACGAAAAAAUUAGAAGAAAAUAUGACUCCAUAACCAAGAGCUUGCUCAUUAAGACUUGGAAGGAAUUGCACUCCAUGGGCCGUCCUGACGUGCACAGAAGUGUCCAAGGAAAUUCUAACUGGUCGCCCUCUCUGCCUCCCCUC
Molecule: messenger RNA, 438 nt
Organism: Lontra canadensis (Northern American river otter)
Lineage: Eukaryota; Metazoa; Chordata; Mammalia; Carnivora; Mustelidae
Gene: CUNH12orf75
Product: chromosome unknown C12orf75 homolog
Exons: 6
Coding region: 117-308 (63 amino acids)
Source: RefSeq, a predicted model, not a curated record